AAAACGCUACCGAGGACGAUAUGCAAGUGAGGAUGUAUCUGGACACCAAUAGCCAUAGCCCACCAGCACUGUUGCAACCUACUCACAUAGUCUGCCCCUAUCUGUCCUUCUGUCAAUGUCCACUCAGGCAACACACAUUAUGUCAGUGGCAUUCCCGCUACAGAACCCUGCGAAGUGGGUACAGUCCUUGCACCAACUCGUGAAUCCACUCGGGAGUUGGAGUACAUGCUCCAUGUACCUAAUGACGAAGGAGCCCCAUGUGUUGCAUAUCGAACGACAUGACGAGUGUUCUUUGACGAUCAUCUUCAGUCUUCCUGCGAAGACUCCUCGCAAUGUAGAAUGUGACGUGGACCCUUUUUUGGUGCCUUCAGAACGUGCGGUGCUCUUCCCAUAGCUGCAAGUCGGUAGCUACUCUUGCUUUCAUGGUGGCGAGAGCGACUAUUCUCUAGGGGGCUCAAAUGUUCGUCCGUGCUUAAUUGUGUUGGUCAAGCAUACCUCUCGAGGUCACUUGAAAUCUGUGAAUUCCAGUAACAUUGCGCACCUUGUGAAGAUAAUCACCAGAUUUUGAGAGGCUCAAGGGUACAGACGUGCUGUAGAGCAUGUGUCCGGGACCGACUCUGUUGGAGGCUCAUAAUGUUCAUGUGGUCGGCCACGGCGAAGAGCUGGUGGUUCUUGCACAUGGAUUUGGUACUGACCAAUCAGUAUGGAAGCAUGUCCUCCCUCACCUCAUCGAUGAGUACCGACUUAUCUUGUUUGACAACAUGGGAGCCGGCACAACCGAUCCUGAAUAUUACUGCUUUCAGAGAUACUCUUCUCUAUACGGCUAUGCUGACGACCUUCUCGCUAUCCUGGAUGAGCUUGAGAUCACUUCGUGCAUUUUUGUUGGACACUCAGUCUCUGGUAUGAUUGGGUGUCUCGCCUCGCUAGCUCGGCCAAAUUUUUUUACAAAGAUCAUUACGAUUUCUGCCUCUCCCAGGUAUCUCAAUGAUGCAGAUUAUUUCGGGGGGUUUGAGCAGGACGAUCUCAACCAGCUCUUCCAAGCCAUGCAAUCAAACUUCAAGGCUUGGGUCUCAGGAUUUGCUCCAUUAGCAGUAGGUGCAGACAUAGAAUCCAUGGCAGUACAGGAGUUUGGUCGAACUCUUUUUAACAUUCGUCCUGACAUUGCGUUCAGCGUGGCAAAAACCAUCUUCCAAAGCGAUCUGCGGAGUAUACUACCACAGGUGACUGUGCCUUGCCACAUCUUGCAAAGCUCGAGGGACCUCGCAGUACCAGUGAUAGUGUCGGAUUACAUUCACCAAAGAAUCAGCGGCGCCAGCAUUGUUGAGGUGCUGCAUACAGAAGGUCACUUGCCCCAACUCAGCUCUCCAGACGUGGUUAUCCCUGUCUUAAAACGCCACCUCGUUGGAGAUCUUGUUUGAAGCGCCCUCGAAGAAGAACAGCAAUCGAAGCUACGCCUGGCAUUCUUCAGUGCCACGUACGCGGUCACAUUGUAGCACAGGCAGCUAAUGCUCUCCACCCUCUUCAACCAAGUGCGUAAAUCACAUCACCAAACUGUCAGAAACAAGUUGGUCUUGGUUCUCACAUUUGUGAUGUGUGGAUCGAAGGAACUGCACCUGCACAAUGCCACCUGCAUAGAGCUGCAACCAGAAUUUGUGAUAUCUCAAGGAUCUGGAUUUCUGGAGAAAACAGUGGAUUAAACCAGACCCAAUUACCAUCAAUACUUAAUCCUAUGGCAUGGAGUGGUGGAUAGAAAUGGAUACGAUGCAUGCAAUUCUUCUAGAUUGAUGGUGCUCUACAAUUUGAUGAAACAGCCAUACUUUCGUUCACCUGUGGAGGUUGAACUGUGAUGUUCGUAGUAUACAAACGAGUAUCUAAGAUGUGUCAUUGAUUCUACUCUUCUCCAACUUCUGACGAGUUCUAUGUAUUUCUGUUGCACUUGAUGAUCUGCGAGUGAGGUGAAAUCCCAAACUGCAUUGAAUCAGACUGCCACUGGCUUUAUUUA
Messenger RNA from Physcomitrium patens, 2002 nucleotides. NCBI's taxonomy places the organism in Eukaryota, Viridiplantae, Streptophyta, Bryopsida, Funariales, Funariaceae. The record is from RefSeq and is a predicted model, not a curated record.